CACAAUAAAUGAGAACUCAUCCGGUGAUAUUCUGUAAAUACUCUAAACUAACCUCACUUGUUUUUAUCUUAAUAAUAAUUAUUGUUCUGCCAAAACAAAGAUGAAUUCUGCAUUACAUAUUACACGUAUGCUGAACAUAUCUUGUAAACGACACAUGAGUUCUAUUAAAUUACCAUCAGAAAUUGUUGUACCAUUAAGCAAAGAUAUGAUUAUAUGUUGGCAUCCAGAGCCAAAAUUUCCUUAUGAGUGUUCAUUACCAUUACCGGAAGAGAAACAAGUUCCAUCAAAUUCUAUUUUGGCUAUUGGUGAAAAAGAAAUUUCAGAAGUUUUUAAAAAAAAGAGAUCAGAAGUAGUUAUUGAAGAACUUUCUAAAAUGACAUAUACUACAAAACAUAGGUGGUAUCCUAAAAAGGAUAGGAAUCCAAUUAAGAUAAAGCCAGAAAGACCGUAUCUGUAAAUGUAAUUUGUAUUUUCAAUAAAUACAAUGAAAUAUUAAAUAAAACUAAAACUAAACAGGA
Messenger RNA from Megachile rotundata (alfalfa leafcutting bee), 518 nucleotides. RefSeq names its product mitochondrial ribosomal protein L42 (gene mRpL42). Gene Ontology annotation, cellular component: mitochondrial large ribosomal subunit. Lineage: Eukaryota; Metazoa; Arthropoda; Insecta; Hymenoptera; Megachilidae. The record is from RefSeq and is a predicted model, not a curated record.